Molecule: messenger RNA, 2441 nt
Organism: Myxocyprinus asiaticus (Chinese sucker)
Lineage: Eukaryota; Metazoa; Chordata; Actinopteri; Cypriniformes; Catostomidae
Product: high-affinity lysophosphatidic acid receptor-like
Exons: 3
Coding region: 405-1532 (375 amino acids)
Biological process (GO): G protein-coupled receptor signaling pathway
Cellular component (GO): membrane
Molecular function (GO): G protein-coupled receptor activity
Source: RefSeq, a predicted model, not a curated record
UGACUGACUGCUGUUGUCACACCUCCAUUCUCUUCACCCCGUCGGAUGUUUCAUACAGCAAGAAUACACAUCUGGCAACAACAAUAGCAAUCCUAUGAAAUCAAGCUGCUCCUGUCAACAUCUUGUCCUUCACCUGUUUCGGAUUUUCACGGUUUACCGUCAAACAGAUAUUCGGAAUUCAGUGGAUAAAGAGGAUUAUGGAGGUGUCUCUGUUCUAAGAUUAAUUCUGCACUAUCCUUAGCAAAGCACAGCCCUGAGUAACCAUGGCAACAGCAGUAUCCUCUGAAUUUUUACAAUGUCGUCAGUGUGGAGAGUAAUGCACUCAAAGGCUGCUGACAGGACCAUGGCAAAGGUUUAGGUAUGAAUUUUCAUCCUUGGAUGGAUGAUACCUGGUAACAGCUGCCAUGUUUGCAUGUAAUGGCAGCUCACUGGAGGGUUGUGGCCUUCUUGAACCAAUGGAAACUGAGAUACAAGAGCCUGAGACUCCCCUUAUGCCCACCACUCUCAGGGUGGCACUGGCUUCCAUCAUGAUCUUCAUGAUCACCAUUGGUUUUCUUGGCAAUGCCAUAGUGUGUCUGAUUGUUUAUCAAAAACCAGCAAUGCGUUCGGCAAUUAAUCUACUCCUGGCCACGUUAGCCUUCUCCGACAUCAUGCUGUUGCUGUUGUGCAUGCCUUUCACUGCCGUUACUCUGGCGACAACGGACUGGAGCUUCGGAGUUGGAUUCUGCCGUGUGUCGGUUAUGCUUUACUGGCUAUUUGUUUUGGAGGGUGUGUCUAUCCUUCUUAUCAUCAGUGUUGAUCGCUUCCUCAUCAUAGUUCAACGGCAAGACAAGCUGACACCCCAUCGGGCAAAAAUUCUUAUUGCAGCAUCAUGGGCUCUGUCGCUCUGUGUAUCCCUGCCAUCUGUGGUGGGCUGGAGGACAGCUGGGAUUGGGGCGCAAGUACCGCAGUGCAUUCUCGGAUAUAGCGAAUCGCUGGCAGACCGGGGUUACACGGUGCUACUGGCGGUAGCUGUAUUUUUUGUGCCAUUCAGUGUGAUGUUGUAUUCAUACCUGUGUAUUCUAAACACAGUCCGGCGCAAUGCGUUGCGCAUCCACAAUCAUACCAGUGAAGGCAGUGUUGCGAUCAACCAAGUCAGCAAAUUGGGUUUAACUGGUCUGCAGCGCCCCCAAGUCAACGUGGACAUGAGUUUCAAAACCAGGGCUUUUACCACCAUCCUCAUCCUUUUUAUUGGCUUUUCUGUGUGCUGGUUGCCACAUACAGUGGUGAGUCUGCUGGCAGUGUUUAGUAGGCAGUUCUGCCUCAGCUCAGCCUUUUACCCGAUCAGCAUCGGGGCACUCUGGCUGAGUUACCUAAAAGCAGUCUUCAACCCGGUGAUAUACUGCUGGAGAAUCCGAAAGUUUCGUGAGGCCUGCUUGGAGUUUAUGCCCAAGACCUGUCAGCUCUGUCCCAAGAUUCCUGGAAGAAGUCGCAGGCGUAUAAGACCCAGCAACAUUUAUGUGUGCAGCAGUGAAACCCAGUCUUCCGUCUAAGAUUGCAGCAAAUUAUAUUUAAAGGAAUAGUUCACCCAAAAAUUAUAUUUCUCUCAUCAUUUACUCACCCUCAUGCCCUCUCAAACUCAGAUGACUUCCUUUCUUCUCUUCUUUUGUUGAACAUAAAUAAAGAUUUUUUAGAAGGGUAUCUGAUGUUUAUAUCCAUACAAUGCAAGUCAAUGGGGUCCAAAACUCUCAAGCUCCAAAAGAACAUAAAGGCAGCAUAAAGGUAAUCUCUGCAACUCGAGUGGUUUAAUCCAUGUCUAAUAGAGCAAUACAAUUGUGUCAGGUGCAAGGAAGUGUAAUUGAGCUUCUAUCAUGAAUGUGACAAGGAGACUGCAGUUCCAUUUUUGUCUGUUUCUCACCCAAAACCAAUUGUAUCGCUUAAGAAGACAUGGAUUAAACCAAUCGAGUUGUGUGGAUUACCUUUAUGUUGCCUUUAUGUUCUUUUUUGGAGCCCAUUGGCUUGAUAUGGACAAUUGAAUUGUAUGCACAAAAACACUUCAAAUAUCCAUCAAAAUAUCUUUGUUUGUGUUCCACAGAAGAAAGAUAGUCAUACAAGUUUGAGACGGCAUAAGGGUGAGUAGAUGAUGAGAGAAUUAUAAUUUUUGGGUGAACUAUUCCUUUAAAAUGACCAAGCUAAGAAUGGCUUGUUUGUAUGUGUUUUUAAAUCAAAGUUUUGAUAUGACACGCUUACGCCAGCAAUGGUAUUUACUGGCAUAGGUUGGUUUUAAAGGACUGUAUUUGAAAUCCCAUGGAGAUAAGGAAUCUUUUGAAUGGAAUACUUAACAAAUCCAAAUACACUUGCAAUAUACACUUAUUGUCCUGAAAUGGGUAAUUUAUUUAGUUUCUGCAAGAUUUUACAUGUUCUGUAAUUGUGUAAAACAUGGAAACUGGCAAAUAAAGCAA